AGAGAAUCGACUGUCAUGGAGUGCCGGAACAGUAGAACAGAGAAAGCUGCUGCCUUUACCAAAUUCUGUCGGCAACUAAAGUCGUUACUCUGCAAAACCUCUCUGCGGGUUGUAACAACAAUCAAUAUUAAUCCAGUAACGUCCUCUCAACCAUUAAUGAAAUGGGGAACGCACACCCCCGCCGCAGGAGAACCAACAACAGCGCUAACGCCCCCAAUGCCUAUCCCGUCGCGGUCCCGCCCUAUAAUUAUGGCCCAUCUGCUCGCCCAGCAGUACCUGUACCCCCCACCUCAAAUCCACCCCAGAUGGCCCCUUCCUUGCCUUACGGUCACGUUGACUCCAGCCUUCGAGCCCUCGCCGGCCAAGCCGAGGGCUUCGGUCGCUCUGCCAUCGGCGGCCUCCAUGGCCCCCUCUAUCACGUCACCUCUUUAGCAGAUGAUGGGCCAGGAUCAUUACGUGAUGGUUGUAGGAGAAAAGAACCCCUUUGGAUUGUCUUUGAAGUUUCAGGAACGAUUCAACUCUCAUCUUAUCUAAAUGUAUCUUCUUAUAAGACCAUUGAUGGCCGUGGACAAAGGGUAAAACUUACAGGCAAAGGUUUGAGGCUUAAGGAAUGUGAGCAUGUUAUUGUAUGUAAUUUGGAGUUUGAAGGUGGUAGAGGAGAUGAUGUCGAUGGCAUUCAGAUAAAACCUAAAUCAAAGCAUAUAUGGAUAGAUCGUUGCAGCCUCCGUGAUUAUGAUGAUGGAUUGAUAGAUAUCACCCGAGAAAGCACAGAUAUUACUAUUUCUAGGUGUCAUUUUUCACAGCAUGAUAAGACAAUGCUUAUUGGAGCAGAUCCUUCUCAUGUUGGUGAUAGAUGUAUUCGGGUAACCAUUCACCAUUGUUUCUUUGAUGGAACCCGACAACGUCAUCCUCGUGUAAGAUAUGGGAAAGUGCACUUGUAUAACAAUUACACCAGAAACUGGGGAAUUUAUGCAGUCUGUGCCAGUGUGGAGUCACAGAUAUACUCUCAAUGCAAUAUAUAUGAAGCGGGUGAAAAGAAGGUGGCAUUCAAGUAUCUCACAGAGAAGGCAGCUGACAAGGAUGAGGCUAGCACUGGCUGCAUAAUCUCUGAAGGUGACCUAUUCAUAAAUGGAACCCAAUCGGGGUUAAUGACACAGAGGACCACAGGUCAGUCAAUCAUGUUUCAUCCAAGUGAACACUACCCUACAUGGACCGUCGAAGCUCCAACAGACUCCUCGAAGCACGUUCUUCUGCACUGCACGGGAUGGCAGUGUGUUCCGCUACCAGCUGAAGUCACCCCAUAAACAACUAAACAAUUUUACACUGUUAAGACUUUUUUUUAAGCAUGUACAAAUAGUAGCAUACAUGUCUAAACUUAUAUAUAUGCAUGCUUACAUACAUACCUCACUAUUGAUGUACUUACUUGCAUGAUCAAUGACAGCUACGGAUAUUUUAA
This is a messenger RNA of Rubroshorea leprosula, 1456 nucleotides long. Lineage: Eukaryota; Viridiplantae; Streptophyta; Magnoliopsida; Malvales; Dipterocarpaceae. The record is from the annotation of a GenBank genome assembly.